UAUAAUGUUAUCAUCUAUGAUCUAUGUCGUGCCCGUUUUCUACCUUACUGGUUUUAGUUAUUACAGCAGCCAGAUCAAUAGUCAGUGGCUAGGAUGGAGGCGAAUAUAGCAUUUAGAAUGGAAGAUGUCGACGAAAUUUCACGUGUGUCAACUUGUCAUUUCUCCUUCAUAACUCAGAAUUUGAUUCCAAAAUCCGUGGUAGGUUUUCACAGAAUAGAAGCAUUCGACAAUAACUUUGAAGAAAAUCAAGAACUAAGUGCACUGAAUGAUGAUGAUGUGACAGCUUUACCCGUAGGUAGUGCAGCAGAAGGCCUCAAUAUGCCGAGAAUAACUCAAAUUACUAAAGGAUACCAUAAACCGUUGGAUUUGUCGGAUCUGGAUAUCAUGUUAGUCUUGAGUCAAUACAACAUCACAUUUGAUGAAGAAGAAAAGUCAAGUUUACGGUUCGCUGAUCCAAAAGAGUUGUUUCCGUGGGAGUUUUUCGCUUUAGCAGAGACUUCGAACAUCCAUCCAGGAUAUGUGCGCCUUAAUCGUUCCAAUACAAAGUUAUUAAAUGAAUAUCAAGAUAGAGAAAUGCUUCUUCUAAAUUUUCGUAUGCAUACAAUGGAAAGGAAAGAAUUCGUCGACGUGGUAGAAAUAAAUGGUCCGGCCUUAACCAUUCCUGUUUUUGCUUCAGACCGAAACAUUGGUGGAAAACCUUUACCAGUUGACAAAGUGCUUGCAAUGCCUUGCAACAAAUGGCCUCCAACGGCCAGAUCUUGGAUUGGCAGAUCUAAAGAAAAAGGAUGGCUCCAGGAAAAUCUCAUUCAGGAAAUUGUUAAAGAUGGUUGUCAUAUUGUUCCUGCCAAUCAUCGACAAGUAAGCAAAAUGAAAUCAAAAAAUGAAUGGAGGAUAUCUUUUGCCUCAGCUGAACGCAAAAUUGCAAGAGAGGCUUUAAGUGACGUUCAAAGACAGGCAUACAUUGUGAUCAAAACAGUAUAUCACCAAAGACUGAAAAACCUAGAACUCAUUUCAUCAUACCAUUUGAAAACUGUCUUCUUUUACACGUGUGAACGAAUACAUGGAACAUGUUGGGAAGAAAAUGUGGGUUCCUGUAUUUUGUACUUUCUUGAUAUCUUAAUCGAAUGUGCUGAAAAGGGAAAAAUCCCCAAUUUCUUCAUUCCAGAAAACAAUCUAAUUGACUAUUUAACUGAAGAAGAACUUGCCAAACUUUUGGAAUCUUUAAAUGAAAUUCGACAGAAUCCAGUUGAACAGCUACUGUUAUUUUUUGACGAUAAAUAUAUAGAGGAAAUAGGUGGUAAUGUAAGCUUCAGGUUUCUUUUUAAACCUGUAUUUGAAGAUAUGGAAAACUAUUUGCAACAUCGAAAUUACAAUAUUUCUGUAAAAAGGGCAUUCAAACCAUUUUUAGAAAAAAUGUUAGCUACGUUUCUAGAAGCACGGAAUUACAGAGAGGCUGUACGAACUGGAGAGGCUCUUCAUUCUCUACAGAACAAAUGUGGAAUGACAGAAGAAACAUUAGACAGAUUUUUCCUCUCUGCAAUACCGGAGAUGAUUUCUGAAGAAAAUGUCAUGAUUGGCUUUUUUAGUUAUCUUACAAAUCUGUACCAGAAUGAUGAAAGUUUUGUAUGCUGCAGAAAUCAUUUGACAUAUCUGCUUUCAGCUGUAGAAGAAGUAAGCGUUUCCAGUGAAGAUUGGACACUGUGUCAGAUUGUCUAAAGAUUUCGGUUUUCAUUGUACUCACAAUUGACAUUUUAUCAAACAUGCUGCUAGAAUCGUACUAUUUCCUGUAGUACAUACAUGUAAUUACAUUUUAUUAUCUCAAACAUUUCUCAACUUUUUUCACUUUACGCCAAUUAUCGAGUAAAUUAUGUUGCAGCAUUUUCCAUGUAUACAAUAUUUCUAAUCUAUAUUUAUGACGUCAUUAUUCUAGCAUUUCGUUUCGUUGUACACUACUAUCAUCAACCGUCGUAAAAUUUUCAACAAACCAUUUUAAAAAGAACGUAAAGAUAACGAACAAUAAUCAAUUGCAUAACUUCCACAACGAAUACAAAAUUAAGAAUAGCCCUGGACAUACCAGAGGUGGGAUCAGGUGCUUAGGAAGAGUAACCAUUCUCUGUCGACCGGUCACGCUCACCGUAAGGUAAACAGAAUAAUCCGUAGUAAAAAUCUUUGAUCAAAGAACGGCCUCAAUUGAAAACAUGCCAGACAAUAUUUUAUCCAAUGUCAUCUUGUAUUGGUAAAUUAGAUCGUUUUAACAACCAUAUAAUUUGCGAAAUGCUGAUUUCAAAAUGAAUUGUUGAAACCUCUGUAACAACAACUUGUUUGUCAGUAACCUGUCUCGAUCUAAAAACUGACCAUACGCGAACGAGCUCUUGCGUAUCGAAUCAGAUGAGAGACAUAAACACCAUAUGUAGGUGAUUAUGGAAAUAUGGGAAGUUGAGGAUGGAGAAGCUAAAGUUAUCCCGUUUGUCAUGAAGUUGAGUUGAUAGUUUGCUGUUAACAUCUCUGUUCAAUGAAAUAUUUAAGUACGAAGCAGAUGUGGAAGACUGUGGUGUCUUUUAUUUCGAGUCCAUUUGGAAUGUAUGCUUACUCCUCCUAGGCAGCUGAUCCCACUUCUGCUGUGUCCAGGGGUCCAUGUUUGCCCAACUAUCUAUUUUUAUUGCUUGUGGAAGUUAUGAAAUUGAUCACUGUUCGUUAUCUUCGCUUUUCAUCCAAUCGAUAUAUAUGAAUGAAAAUAAUUAUUGUUGAUAGAUAAAACGUCAUCGAUAUAUUCAAGAUAUUUUUUUGUUCUCGUACACUAGCUUUUUAAUAAAUUCUCCCUUUUAUGAAACACGGGUCAGCUAGUAAAGAACAUAAGUCGAAUAUUGUCCGCCAUGUUUCAUACCAAUUGUUAGGUCAUUCUUUACAUAUUGAUUUUGAUCAAGACUCAGAGCUCACGGCGGGUGUGACCGGUCAACAUUGGAUGCUUACUCCUCCUAGGCAACUGCUUCCACCUUUGACGUGUCCACCAGAGGUCCAUGUUUGCCCUAUUCUUACAUUUGUAUUCUUCUUAGAAAUUAUAUUCAGGUUUUUUUGUUCACUUAAUGUUAUUUUUGCAUUUACAUUUGAUCAUACCUGUCUCUUAGUUAAUCCUAUUUGAAUAUUACAAAUGUAUAUGUUAAGCUAAUUUGGCGACAUUCCUGCAGAAAAGGUAAAUACUGUCUGCAUACGUGUGUUUCCUUGUAAACGUAAUUAUAGGAUAGAUGCAAUCAGCAUGCAUGGUUUGUACAGUGUACGCUUACGUCCUUUUAUUUUCAUUUCUUAUUCAAAAGGACAGUUUCUUAGAAAAUGAGUUUUUCUUUCAUAUCCUAUUUCAUGUUUAAUAUCUUUGUGCAAGGUGAAGAUAACGAACAGUGAUCAAUCUCAUAACUCCCACAAGCAAUACAAAAUAGAUAGUUGGGCAAACACGGACCCCUGGACACAUCAGAGGUGGGAUCAGGUGCCUAGGAGGAGUAAGCAUCCCCUGUUGACCGGUCACACCCGCCGUGAGCCCCAUAUCUUGAUCAGGUAAACGGAGUUAUCCGCAGUCAAAAUCAGUGUCUCAUCAUUUAAUAUGUGUUCCUUUAUAGUCGCCUUGAAAAUAAUAUAAACACACCUUUUUAAAAGGAUAACAUUUAUAUAUGAUUUAUAUCUCUUUAUAGUCUCUCUCAAACAAAAAUAUUAAUACAACAUCUACCUCUUUCAAUAAACCUUCCAAACAAGAUUGAAUCUGUCUGAAAUGAAAGUAUUUCUACGAUUUAAACCAAAUGAACUAACAUUGUAAACAUAGAUCCAAGAAUUCAACUCUCCUUUCCCAAGAUGGUCGUGGAAGUUUUGUGGGACCUUUUUAAUUAUCCAUUUUGUAUUUAUUUGUUUGUAAUUCUUUGCUAUGAAUGAUUCACUUGGUGUUUGAUAAUUUAAUAGCGUUACUUGUGCUACAAGUGCUGUGUCUUUACCACUGUUUUGUAUGGAUGACGAUACCUGUAUCUAUCAUUUAGGCAUUUUUUAGAUUGAAACUAAGUUAUUUUUAACUCGGAGUUUAAGUUUUAGUUUCCAGUUUAAUAUUGCAAGGCCUACUACAAUUACAGACACAAGGAAUUGUAUGUUAGAAGACUACUGACCCGUGAUGAUGUUUUUCUUUUCUUAAUCUGUUUUUCAAACGUCACAUUUAUCUAUGUAUACUAUUCAUGUUUCUUCAUUACUUUCAAAGUUUACACUAUACUUGUUCAUGAAGACAUUGAUUAAAAAAUAUUAUCUAAUUAUAACACCUAUUGAUUGUAUAUUUGACAUUUAUGGGACAUCAUUAGAAUGUAAGAUCAUUAUAAGAAUAAUUAGAUUAAAAUUAUUAGAAUGAUGGACAUGUUUACAUUUGGUAUAUGUCAAUAAAUAUAUCAUAUUUA
This is a messenger RNA of Ostrea edulis (European flat oyster), 4418 nucleotides long. Its product is annotated as nucleotidyltransferase MB21D2-like. The transcript has a single exon. NCBI's taxonomy places the organism in Eukaryota, Metazoa, Mollusca, Bivalvia, Ostreida, Ostreidae. The coding region runs from base 94 to 1716 and encodes 540 amino acids. The record is from RefSeq and is a predicted model, not a curated record.